AUGGCGUCCUCCUCUGCACUUGGUGUAUCCAAGUACGAUGUUUUCCUCAGCUUCCGAGGAGAGGACACCCGCAAAACCAUUGCCAGUCAUUUAUACGCAGCACUUGAAAGCAGAGGAAUUGUUACCUUCAAAGACGACAAAAGGCUUGAGAAAGGCGAUCACAUUUCCGAUGAACUCCGUAGAGCCUUAAAUGGCUCGAGUUUCGCCCUUGUGGUUCUCUCCGAGAACUACGCUACUUCGAGGUGGUGUUUAAUGGAGCUUCAAUUGAUAAUGGAGUUUAUGAAGGAAGGAAGACUUGAAGUCAUUCCGGUCUUCUAUGGAGUAGAUCCUUCCGUCGUGAGGCAUCAGCUAGGAAGUUUCGCCUUAGAAAGGUACCAAGGUCCAAAAAUGGCGGAUAAGGUUCACAGGUGGAGAGAAGCUCUUAACCUAAUCGCCAAUCUUUCAGGCGUCGAUUCAAGACACUGCGUUGAUGAGGCUAUAAUGGUUGGAGAAAUCGCCAGAGAUAUUUCAAGACGUGUGACAUUGAUGCAUAAGAUAGACUCUGGAAAUAUUGUUGGGAUGAAGUCUCACAUGGAAAGUCUUGAACAUCUCUUGGAUCUGGAAUCCAAUGAGGUACUCAUGACAGGAAUAUGGGGAAUGGGUGGAAUUGGGAAAACCACCAUUGCCAAGUGUCUCUAUGACCAGCUCUCUCCUAAAUUCCCAGCUCGUUGCUUCACAGAAAACAUUAAGAGUGUUAGUAAAGACCAUGACAAUGAUCUAAAGCAUUUGCAAAAAGAAUUGCUCUCCAGUAUCCUCUGUGAUGAUAUUAGGUUAUGGAGCGUGGAAGCUGGAUGUCAAGAGAUAAAGAAGAGACUUGGGCAUCAAAAGGUUUUUCUUGUGCUUGAUGGUGUGGAUAAAGUGGCACAAGUGCAUGCCUUGGCAAAAGAGAAAAACUGGUUUGGUCCUGGGAGCCGAAUCAUCAUAACAACUCGAGACAUGGGCUUGCUCAAUACCUGUGGAGUGGAAACCGUUUAUGAGGUUAAGUGCUUGGAUGAUAAGGAUGCCUCUCAAAUGUUUAAACAGAUUGCUUUUGAAGGAGGAAGACUUCCUCCUCCUGAUGGUUUCGAACAACUCUCAAUCCGAGCUUCUCGGCUUGCUCACGGGCUUCCUUCUGCUAUUCAAGCCUAUGCUUUGUUUCUCCGUGGAAGGACAAUGACUCCUCAGGAGUGGGAAGAAGCAUUAGGUGCACUUGAAAGCAGUCUUGAUGAGAAUAUAAUGGAAAUCUUGAAAACUAGCUACGAGGGCUUACCAAAACCACAUCAGAAUGUAUUCCUUCAUGUUGCAUGUCUCUUCAAUGGAGACGCUCUCCAGCGUAUCACUUCUCUUCUUCAUGGCCCCAUACCUCACAGCAGCCUGUGGAUAAGAGUUUUAGCAGAGAAAUCUCUCAUCAAAAUAUCAACUAAUGGAUCUGUAAUCAUGCAUAAGUCGGUAGAACAAAUGGGAAGAGAAGUUAUCCGUGACGACAUGUCUUUGGCUCGAAAGUUCCUCAGGGAUCCUAAGGAAAUUCGCGAUGCGCUGGCUUUCAGAGACGGAGGAGAACAAACUGAAUCCAUGUGCCUACACACGUGUGAGAUGACCUGUGCGUUGUCCAUGAAGGCCAGUGUCGUUGGCCGUAUGCAUAAUCUCAAGUUUCUCAAGGUCUACAAGCAUGUGGAUUACAGAGAGUCGAAGCUGGAACUCAUUCCAGACCAACAUCUCUUGCCUCGUAGCCUACGGUUAUUCCACUGGGAUGCAUUUCCAUUGAGAACCCUGCCUUCUGGUUCUGAUCCAUGCUUUCUUGUUGAACUCAAUCUGCGUCACAGUGAUUUAGAAACGCUCUGGAGUGGAACACCGAUGUUGAAGAGUUUGAGGAGACUAGAUGUGACAGGAUCUAAGUACCUAAAGCAACUUCCAGAUCUUUCAAGUAUCACGAGUCUUGAGGAAUUGGUUCUGGAACACUGCACGAGUCUGGAGCGCAUUCCAGAGUGUUUUGGAAAAAGGUCUAGCCUAAAGAAGCUUAAACUAUCCUACUGUGGAGGGCUGAGAAGUGCUCUGCGGUUUUUUAUAUGGAGAUCUACAAGGCAGCAACAUAUUGGAUUGGAGUUCCCAGACGCAAAAGUGAAAAUGGAUGCACUUAUAAACAUAUCGAUUGGGGGAGAUAUAAGUUUUGAGUUUUGUUCAAAAUUUAGAGGAAAUGCUGACUACGUCUCUUUUAAUUCUGAGCAACAGAUCCCACUUACAUCGACAAUGAGUCUGCAGAAAGCACCUUGGCUCAUCUCAGAGUGCAACAGAUUCAACUCCCUCAGUAUCAUGAGGUUCAGCCACAAAGAAAACGGCGAAUCUUUCUCUUUUGGUAGCUUUCCAGAUUUUCCUGACCUGAAAGAGCUAAAACUGGUGAACUUGAACAUCCGGAAAAUCCCAUCUGGGAUUUGUCACUUGGAGUUCCUAGAGAAGCUGGACCUCAGCGGAAAUGAUUUCGAGAACUUACCAGAAGCUAUAAAUAGCCUUUCCCGGUUGAAAACUCUCUGGCUUCGAAACUGCUUCAAGCUCGAGGAGUUGCCAAAGCUAACUCAGGUGAAGACACUGAUACUUACCAACUGUUGGAACCUCAGAUCAUUGGUGAAACUAUCUGACAUAAGUCAAGAUCAGGGAAAAUACUGUUUGCUUGAGCUUUGCCUUGAAAACUGCAACAAUGUUGAGUCAUUGUCAGAUCAGCUUAGUCAUUUCAAUAAGUUGACAUAUUUAGAUCUCAGCAGCCAUGAUUUUGAGACAUUGCCAUCAAGCAUCAGAGAUCUUACCUCAUUGGUAACUCUUUGCCUCAAUAACUGCAAGAAACUCAAAUCCGUGGAAAAACUCCCUCUGAGUCUUCAGUUUCUCAAUGCACACGGCUGUGAUUCCCUUGAAGCUGAUUCUGUAGAACAUUUUAAAGACAGAACAAACGAAGAGAGCUUGGAGAACUUGCGGAGACUAGAUUUGACUGGCUCUACGAAUCAGCAAGAGCUUUCAGGUCUUUCAACUGCUCAGAAACUGGAGGAGCUGAUAAUCAGCGGCUGCGAAUUGCUGACUAAAAUUCCAGAGUCCACUUGUCGCUUACCUUGUCUGAGGAAACUCAAUGUGGGAUACCUCAGUGGCAUUACAAUGAUCACUGACCUUCAAGAAAGCAGCCUAAGCCGUUGCUGUCAAAUUAGAUUGACGCUGAAUUAUUCUACAGAUCUCGCCAUUGAGGGUGACAUAGGUAUUGAUUUGUCGGGUCUCAAUGGAAAUGCGGAUGGCCUCUCUUUUAGUUCCAGCCGACAGAUCCAUGAUCCAACGAAAACAGCAACGCCUCAAGUGAUAUCAGAGGUUCAUGGUUUUAAAUCACUCAACAUAAAGCGAUCUUAUUAUAUGGUGGAUGGUGAUUCUUUUGGAUGCCAUAGCUUUUCAAAAUUUCUCGGUUUGACAGAGUUGAGCUUGAUCAACUUGAACGUCAAGGAAAUCCCCAACGACAUUGGCGACUUGCAAUCUCUAGAGAAACUGGACCUCAGUGGAAAUAAUUUCGUGUUGUUACCAACAGUCAUGAGACAACAAGCCAAGUUGAAAUAUUUGAGCCUUUGUAACUGCCGCGAACUUGCCACGGCUUGCUCAGGUGGAAAGACUCGCACUUUCGGACUGUGUGAACCUCCGUUCAUUGCUGGAAGAACUUCCCGGUGUAGAGAAAGAUUCAAGAAGCUACCACUUGCUUGA
This is a messenger RNA of Arabis nemorensis, 3741 nucleotides long. The record is from the annotation of a GenBank genome assembly. Lineage: Eukaryota; Viridiplantae; Streptophyta; Magnoliopsida; Brassicales; Brassicaceae.